This is a messenger RNA of Morone saxatilis (striped sea-bass), 1044 nucleotides long. It is a transcript of the gene lamtor2, whose product is annotated as late endosomal/lysosomal adaptor, MAPK and MTOR activator 2. Gene Ontology annotation, molecular function: guanyl-nucleotide exchange factor activity; molecular adaptor activity. Gene Ontology annotation, cellular component: Ragulator complex. Gene Ontology annotation, biological process: positive regulation of TOR signaling; cellular response to amino acid stimulus. The record is from RefSeq and is a predicted model, not a curated record. The coding region runs from base 140 to 517 and encodes 125 amino acids. Lineage: Eukaryota; Metazoa; Chordata; Actinopteri; Moronidae. The transcript is spliced from 4 exons.
GAGAAAACAACCGGAAGAGCCAGAAAACAUCAGCUGACAUUUGUUUGUUGAGUAGUUUUUUGACAGUUUAAAGGUGGUUGUUUACUCAUAUAAGUACAUUUUUAAAUAAAUACCAUCACAAGUUAGUGAUUAAGUAGCCAUGUUACGACCAAAGGCGUUAACGCAGGUUCUCAGCCAGGCGAACACAAACGGAGUCCAAAGCACACUUUUACUGAACAAUGAAGGUUCACUUCUGGCUUACUCUGGAUAUGGGGACACUGACGCACGAGUGACGGCCGCCAUCGCCAGCAACAUCUGGGCAGCCUACGACAAGAACGGCCACCAAGCCUUCAACGAGGACAAACUCAAAUUCAUACUCAUGGACUGUAUGGAGGGAAGAGUGGCCAUUACUCGUGUAGCCAACCUACUGCUGUGUAUGUACGCCAAAGAGACAGUGGGCUUUGGGAUGCUUAAAGCCAAGGCAGAAGCUCUGGUGCAGUACCUGGAGGAACCAUUAACCCAAGUGGCGGCAUCAUAGUGGAGACGUGACUGAAGCUGUGCCUGCUCCUGUCUGCCUGGGGGAAAAAGCACCAUAUGAUCCAGGUCAUUGAUGGACUACUGUAACAUUCUGUGUACAUGCAUAUAUCUAUGAGUGAGUGAGUGAUUGUGUGCGUAGGAAGGGAGAGUCGGUGUAUUUAUAAUGAUAGUAUUGAAACUAAUGAUUUCUAUGGGUUUUUAAGUGUUUGCCCUCCCUUGUGACUCUGUUCAUCUAAUGGUCUGUAAAUCCAUAUAAUCUGUCAGUGGAAAGUCUGAUUCUACUGCUGAAAUGAAUCCAUUAUCAACUGGUCCCACGGUUGAUUCAUUCAUUUGCAGUUUUAGUUCAGGCAUGCCGAGAACAGUUAAGCAGAAAAUUUAACAUUUUGAAUCCCAUCAGAGGACUAAAAUGCAUAAAAUACAAAGGUUUGUGGUAACCUUCAUGAGAAUUUCUGCCUGAUAAAAUGCAUUAUGAUUACUUGCUACGUUUUUGUUUCAAAGCUGUUAAAUAAACAAUUUUUUGGAAAUAUA